This is a messenger RNA of Cucumis melo (muskmelon), 1007 nucleotides long. Its product is annotated as 60S ribosomal protein L9. Gene Ontology annotation, cellular component: cytosolic large ribosomal subunit; ribosome. Gene Ontology annotation, molecular function: rRNA binding; structural constituent of ribosome. Gene Ontology annotation, biological process: cytoplasmic translation. Lineage: Eukaryota; Viridiplantae; Streptophyta; Magnoliopsida; Cucurbitales; Cucurbitaceae. The coding region runs from base 133 to 717 and encodes 194 amino acids. The transcript has 3 exons. The record is from RefSeq and is a predicted model, not a curated record.
AAUUUCCUCUCUUCCUCUCUUUCCCAAUACUAUAAAUCUUCACCAUUUUCCUGAUUAGGGUUUUUGUUCGUUCUUGGCCGUCCCCUUCAUCGUUCCCAGAGAGAGGGAGAGAGUAAGUUGCAAUAGUAAAACAUGAAGACGAUCCUCUCAUCUGAAACCAUGGAUAUCCCCGACGGGGUGAAGAUCAAAGUGAACGCCAAAAUCAUCGAGGUCGAAGGGCCUAGAGGGAAGCUCGUUCGCAAUUUCAAGCAUUUGAAUCUCGAUUUCCAGUUGAUCACUGACGAGGAUACCGGAAAGAAGAAGCUGAAGAUUGAUGCAUGGUUUGGCUCCAGGAAGACUUCGGCUGCCAUUCGCACUGCUCUUAGCCAUGUUGAGAAUCUCAUCACCGGUGUCACCAAGGGCUACCGGUACAAGAUGCGAUUUGUUUAUGCUCACUUUCCCAUCAAUGCUAGCAUUACCAACUCCAACAAAUCCAUCGAGAUCCGAAACUUUCUUGGCGAGAAGAAGGUGCGGAAAGUAGAUAUGCUUGAUGGAGUAUCUAUUGUUCGAUCUGAGAAAGUCAAGGAUGAGUUAGUCUUGGAUGGUAACGAUAUUGAGCUUGUAUCUCGAUCUGCUGCCUUGAUUAACCAGAAAUGCCAUGUGAAGAACAAAGAUAUCAGGAAGUUUCUUGAUGGUAUUUAUGUUAGCGAAAAGGGAACCGUCGUUGAAGAAGAGUGAUGAAAGAGUAGUUUUGUUUAACCAUGCAUUGGCGUUCGGUGAUAGUUUCUUUUUAUAUAUUUAUAUCAAAUUCGUAGACAAAAUCAUGAGAGCUGGUUUUUGAAGGGACAAAAUUUAUCGUAAAGCAUUUAGUUGGACACCAAUCGUAAUGGUCGAUGGAGUAAAUGCCAGUUUUCAUUGUUUGGUUUGUUGUGGGAUUUCCAGAAGACCUAAUGUUGUUCCUCACUUUAGAUUUAAGAAUGCUGUUCAUCUUUCAAUUUAUAGUGAAGUUAUUGUUGAUUUUGGAUGCA